CAAGAUGUAGCCAACCAGUUUCUCCGCUUCGCCGCGAAUAGACGGUGUUUUCUAUCGCAAAAAAAGCGGCUACUGUAAUCAUGUCACCUCAAGGUAUGGUCAGCGGAUGCAAACUGGUCGCAGUGCUCAUGCUUUGGCUCGGUCCUGGUGCUACAGUCAAACACACAGGUGGCGCUCAUGCAGCAGAGCGCCAAGAGGACAACACACACCGCUCUGUUGAUUUGGAGGAGGUGGUGUUCGUGAUCCAGAGUCAGAGGAACUCCUACCAUGCCCACCGAGCUGGUCAGAGGAAGGUGGAGAUUCUGCAGCAGGCAGCUGAACUGGGGAAGCAUAACCAAAACCCCCUUUCCCAGCUGAACAAGAACAGCCCCAAAGCAUGGCUUUACCCCCCACCAUCCUUCCUCAAGGUAUACAGGGAUCUCCAGUUGUUCUUCUUCUCCAUGAGCUGUCGGAGUACGACGGGGACUGGAGCAUACUCCCUGCACUUCCUCACGUCGUGGUUUUUCUUCAUCGAGGAGGAGACCAGAGUCAGGCUGUCUGCUCUGCUGCACGCCAUCAACAGAUAUUCACUACAAAAGGAGUGGUUUUUGGGGAAGCGUCUUCAUGACAAAGAGGCCUCCAUCAUUCACCACUAUGCCUUCUCUGAAGACCCCAGCUCCUUCGGUUACCCUGACCCUGCAGCAGGCUGGGCUCUCAGCACACCGCUGCUCCACAGACUUGCUGCGAGGGUCCAACAUGAACAUUUGAAGUCAGAUUUCACCAUAGAUUUAAAACAUGAGAUUGCCUUGUUUAUUUGGGAGGAAGGGUGUGGUCCAAAGCUAACGGCAGUUCCAGAGUUUUGCACAGAAGCAAGAGACGACUGUAUCACGACAUUUACAACCUACCUGCCCUACUGUGGAGAUCCAGUUGCAAAAAAAGAUGUUUUUGUUGCUGUGAAAACUUGCCAAAAGUUCCACUCAGAGAGAGUCCCGGUGGUGAAAGCAACCUGGGAGAAAGAUGCUUCACUGUUAGAGUAUUACAGUGAUGCCGCUGAUGCAUCCAUACCCACAAUCAACCUCGGAGUCCCUAAUACUGAGAGAGGGCAUUGUGGGAAGACAUUUGCAAUCUUAAGGCGGUUCCUGAGCAAAGCUGUGGCAAAAGCUGAUUGGCUCCUUAUUGCUGAUGAUGAUACACUUGUCAGUUUACCCAGGUUGAGACGACUGCUGCGUUGUUACAACCCAAAAGAAGCCGUGAUUCUGGGGGAGAGAUACGGCUACAGCUUGGUUCAGAAUGGAUACAGCUACACCACAGGAGGAGGAGGGAUGGUGCUCAGCAGGGUGGCGGUGUCUCUGUUACUCUCCAGCGGUUGUGGCUGUUUCAGUGAUGAUGCUCCUGAUGACAUGGUGCUGGGCAGGUGUUUCACUGCACUGCGUGUUCCCAUCACACACAGCCCGCUGUUCCACCAGGCUCGACCAGAAGACUAUCCUGAGACACUGAUCUCCUCGCAGCAGGCCAUCUCGUUCCACAAACACUGGAACAUCGACCCUGUGGCCGUCUACAAACACUGGCUGCAGGACACACAACCACGAAAUGAGCUGUAGAAACACUACGUGUACAACCCAGGAGACAUUCGGGCAGGAUUUCUUUGGGUUCACACAAGAUUUGAGUCAAUCUCACAGUUUAUCCCACAGUAUGCAAAUGACAGAAAAAAGUCAGCGUAAUAGAGCAGCCCAGAAUAAUAAUUCAGCAACAUGUUUUUAUUUAAAGUUUUAAACUCUCUAGACAAGCUGGUCAUGUAAUGCUAUUCUUAAAAUUGAUUUAUUUAAUCUAACCUGAUGGCUGGCUGCUGGUUGGUUGCAGCCUGACCGGUGCAAAAAGUGCUCAGACUGCUGAAAGAGUCUGUUGGGUUUAUUACAGACAGGUACGGCUUUUAUUUAAGAAAGAACAUGUUUGUGUUGAUGGUCAUGUAUUCCUCAUUUGAAAACCUAAGUGUUUUAACUAAGUGAGAAAGGUUAAAAAGAGAGUAAUCUGUGCUGUAUUGGUGAACAGAUUCCUCAGGUGUUUUAUUUUAUUUCCCCCCUGUGAGCCGACCUCUCAGAGACCGGAAAGUUUGGUGAUAAAGACAAGGCCAUGAAAGCAGCAUUUGCAUAUAAAGACAACGCAGUACAAAAUUACAUAACGGCCUUACUCAAAUAGAUUGCUUAAAACCUUUGUAUUGUCUGUGUUUGGAAUUUACAUGUUUUUAGUAGGACUGUAUUGCCUCAUCUGUAUGACAAUCACUGUACAUCACCCAGUGUAUUCCCACUGUAACUGAGCUCUGCCAUCAUUACGCCUUAAGACAUUCACAUUGAUUCUGUGACAGUGUAAUAUUUGGUGUCCCAGUCUGUUAAUUCACAUUGUAUUAUGGCAUGAGCCAUACACAGCAAGAGCUCCACAUUUACACACAGUGCGGCACUCCCCGCUGUAAGGCCUGUCUUGCUGCCUCUGAAGCUGCACAGAGGGGGAUCACUUUGCCACUUGUUACACUUUUUUGAUGCUCAUAGUGAAGGUGAAACAUCAUAGAGGCAUAAUUAUUAAGGCCUGAAACAACACCGUGAGUUAACCUAGAGUUUCUCGAACUAGGGAAGAACUUAUCCUAAAGUGAGAGCUAAAAAACCUUUUAAAGCUCCUGUGACGAAAUGUUGGUUUGUGUUGAUGCUGGCGCCCCCUGAGAGCUUAGCGGUCUUUUCCUGUUUUACACGUUUUCUUUGUUUUCUGAGGAAAAAAAAGGAUCCUGCUUUCGUUUAACAGUUGAACAUAUCACUCAUGAAUAGCAUAAAUCACUGCCAUGAAAUAUAUAUAAAAAAGAAGCAUUUUAAAGCAGUCUGAUCUACUACACAGAUGUACUCUUAGACAUUGAAAAUAGCUAUAUUGAACAACAACGGUCCACAUUUUAAACUGUAACUAAAAUAUGCCAAGAACAAAAAUAAAAAAACCUUCGAUAUAUGCAAUAUACCAUACAAUGCAGCACAUCCUAAAUUUAGUGUCUGAUUUUAUUUCCCUCCCAGUCAACAAUCUUAAGAAAUGGAUGAAACAUCAGAAGCAGAAUUUAACAUUUUUCAAACUUACAGAACAGUUGGGACUUUUUGAUACAUGCUUAUUUCCUUGCAAAAUAUUUUUCUCGAGAUUUUUUUAUGUUGUUUUCUUAGAAAUUAUCUCAUGUAUGUAUGUGCAGUAUGUGCGGUAUGUAUGUAUGUAUGUAUGUAUGUACAAGGGCUGAACGAUGAAAAAAUGAAAAGAACCAACAUUGCAAUAGUUUUUUCUGUCUGUGGAAUAUAUUGCAAUUCUUUCCCCAAUAAACUACAUUUUAAUGUAUCAGUGAAGUGCAUUUUAUGUACAGUAUUUAGAUUUUAAAUCAGCAAUAAUGUAAUUUUCUACUUUGGGUCUUUAAGUCGUUUUCUAGAGAAAACCCAAAGAACAGCCUCCUGUAAUUGAGCAUCUGCCUGGAGAGUCAUGCUGCUGUAUCUGUGACAGCAUCAGUAUCACAUGUAGCCUGCAUAAAGGAGACACAUAGACUCUGUGUGCACAAUGCUCAGUUCUUUGACUUCAGAAGGUGAUAUCAGGUAGACUUUAAAGUAGAUUAGUCUUGAAAACAAGAAGACUUGCGGUUUUGGUUUACAUCCGAUCACACAGAAAUUGCAACAUUUAGGCCUGUGAUGCAACGAUUCUGCAUGCACACAUCACCAUCACGGUUGUAAAACUAUAAACCGUUCAGCCCUAUGUAUGUACUGUAUGUUUUAUAUAAAAAGGUAGAGCCAAACAUAAUUUCAGACAUGUUUUAAUGUAUUUGCUGUUUACAUGUUUGACCAAAUGGGAUGUCAUUGUGUAAGUGAGUCCCUAACUGAAACUUUGAGUUCAACUUUGUUUAAUUUACUCCUGUCCUAUGCACACAAAUCUCUGUGUAUGUGUGAAGACCAGACUGGACCUGUAAUUACAGCAACAGACAUAAACAUGUAUUUAAAUGCAUUUUUGCACCUGGGUUUUAUGCAAGUACACACUGAAAACCUGUCAUCUCUUCAAAGUAAACUAGACUUUUUUAAUAAUUUAAAACAAAAUAUUCACUGGGUUUAACAAAAAACUUUAAUGGAUUCCCAGCAGACUGACAGGACUUGUGGGGUAGAUGCUGUUUUUUAAAAACACAAAGAGAAACACAAAAUAAUGCCUGCCAUUCACCAUUUGUCCUUUAUCUGGGGCUUAACUAAAACCCCAGACACGGUCUGAGUUUUCUACACUUGAAUAAACAUGGCCAAAUGUUUGAUAUGAAGGUUUUUUUUUUUUGUUUUUUUUUUUUUUUACAAAAUUUUGCUUUGUUGUUAUAAAAAAGUUCAUGUUGUAACAGGGUAGGAGGUUUUUAUGUUUACUCUCUGUCUUUGUCUUUCAGAUUUCAAAGGUUGCUGAUACUGCUCAGUCACAGUAUUAAAGGAGAUUUAGUUUUUCUUUUCCUGUUUCUUUCUUUAUUCCACACAUGUCACACUCUUUGAGACCAGAAUCACAUAUGUUAUGAAGUGCCUGAGUGACAUGUCACUGUGACACUGUAACCAUAGUAACAGGGGGACAGACAGCCCACAAACACUGCUUCUCUAUGAAAGCUUUGUGUGAUGCUCAACACAUUACAUGUUGUUAUAGAUACUGUGUAUUUGUGCUUUCAGAGACAACAUAUUUCAGUACAAGUAAUCAGAAUACUGAGGGAUGAUAUUUAAAUGUUACUUAUUGAACUGCCAAUAAAAUAUUCUUUUUCUGUCAUUUUGUUUGAGCAGAAGAUAACAGCUCAGAUUUUAGGAAAGCAGACACUGUU
Molecule: messenger RNA, 4813 nt
Organism: Cheilinus undulatus (humphead wrasse)
Lineage: Eukaryota; Metazoa; Chordata; Actinopteri; Labriformes; Labridae
Gene: b3glctb
Product: beta 3-glucosyltransferase b
Exons: 16
Coding region: 81-1580 (499 amino acids)
Cellular component (GO): membrane
Molecular function (GO): acetylglucosaminyltransferase activity
Source: RefSeq, a predicted model, not a curated record